CAUACACUCCGGCAUUUGCUGACCUCUACAAAAUUAUCUUGAGUUUGAAAAAGUCAAACGUGUAUUGCUAUGCAAAUAGUCCGUCAUAUAGACCAGAUCGCGAUUAUCUUACUCCGUUGCAAGAGUCAGUCUUGGAUAUUUGUAUCAAGAUGGAUGUGACACUCCCAUGGUGA
Paraglomus brasilianum is the source of this 173-nucleotide messenger RNA. The record is from the annotation of a GenBank genome assembly. Lineage: Eukaryota; Fungi; Glomeromycota; Glomeromycetes; Paraglomerales; Paraglomeraceae.